CUUGCUAUCAAGAUUUAUCAUGUGAGAGGAAGUGUUUGAGAAUGAGGGAUUGCGGACGCCAUGCCUGCAAGCGUCGUUGUUGUGAUGGAAACUGCCCACCAUGUUCAGAGGUUUGUGAUAAGAGGCUUCGGUGCAAAAACCACAAAUGCCCUGCCCCUUGCCAUCGAGGUGCCUGUGCUCCAUGUCCAGUUAUAGUGACAAUUUCUUGUGCAUGUGGUGAGACACACUUUGAGGUUCCUUGUGGUACUGAGAUGGAUCAAAAGCCUCCUAAAUGUCGUAAAUUAUGCCAGAUAACUCCCUUGUGCAGGCAUGCAUCAAACUUGAAGCCUCACAGAUGCCAUUAUGGAGCUUGCCCCCAAUGUCGGUUACUUUGUGAAGAAGAAUAUCCAUGUGGUCAUAAGUGCAACUUAAGGUGUCAUGGGCCAAGACCUCCUCCUAAUCCAGAAUUCAUGUUGAAACCCAAGAAAAAGAAAUUAAAUCAUCAGAAUGAGUGCACUCCUGGCACCCCUUGCCCUCCUUGCCCAGAACUUGUUUGGAGACCAUGUGUUGGCCAGCACGUUGGUGCAGAGAGGAUGAUGGUUUGCUCAGAUAGAGCACGAUUUUCUUGUGAUAAUUUAUGUGGAAAUCUUCUUCCUUGUGGCAAUCAUUAUUGUACGAAAACUUGCCAUCCCCUGGAGAUUCAGUCGUCAUUAUCAGGAUAUCACAAAAGAAGUGAGUCUUGUGAAGAAUGUAAUCUCCCUUGCCAGAAGGAGAGGAUGCCCAAAUGUUCACAUCCCUGCCCCCUACCAUGUCAUCCUGGAGAAUGCCCUCCUUGCAAAGUGCUCGUGAAACGGUCAUGUCACUGUGGUGCAAUGGUCCAUGCGUUUGAGUGCAUCUAUUAUAACAGCUUAUCUGAAAAGGAUCAAGUGGCUGUUCGCUCAUGUGGAGGGCCUUGUCAUAGAAAGUUGCCCAACUGUACGCAUCUAUGCCCUGAAACAUGCCAUGUUGGUCAAUGCCCAGCACCUGACAAGUGCAGCAAAAGGGUUACCGUUCGUUGUAAAUGCCAAACCUUGAAGAAGGAAUGGGUAUGCCAAGAUGUGCAGGCAGCAUAUCGUGAUACCGGUUGCGAUCCUAAAGAUAUAUCAAAGAAUCAAUUUGGACUUGGACUUCUGCCCUGCAAUUCCGAUUGUAAGAGCAAAAUACAGGAGGUUGAUUCAUCCCUACAGUUGCGUAAACCUAAGGUUUUGGAGAAAAAGGACCCAGAACUUGAAAAGCAUCGGCCAAAGCGAAGAAAAAGGCGUGAUCAGUUUCAAGAGGGCAAGCAAGUCUCAAGACUGCAGCAAUUUGUUGCCACCAUGAAGCGGCUGCUUCUGUACAUCAUCAUUGUAUUAGCUCUGAUUGUAGUAACCUAUUAUGGUUACAAAGGUCUCUUGAGACUAUCCGAUUGGAUGAAUGACAUUGAAGCACAACGAGAAAGAAGAAGACAUCCGCGAAUCUGAAUCAGAACUUAUUAUCAAUCCAAGUUUUGUUACAUAAACUGAACUUACAAUUGAGUUUGUGCUCACUCACCAUAUCCAUUCUCUAUAAACUUUGGGGAGUGAUCGAAAUUUUGGGAAAAAAAGUUUUUUUUCUUUUAAUUUUCCAUUGACGAUACAGUCCUCUAUGUGCUAGUACAUGCUGAGCAUAUGUUCAAGCUCAUUACUGCAAUAAGAAAAAGUUGCCCGUAAACAUUGGGAAA
Messenger RNA from Theobroma umbraticum, 1717 nucleotides. RefSeq names its product NF-X1-type zinc finger protein NFXL2 (gene NFXL2). The record is from RefSeq and is a predicted model, not a curated record. Gene Ontology annotation, cellular component: nucleus. NCBI's taxonomy places the organism in Eukaryota, Viridiplantae, Streptophyta, Magnoliopsida, Malvales, Malvaceae. Gene Ontology annotation, biological process: regulation of DNA-templated transcription. Gene Ontology annotation, molecular function: RNA polymerase II transcription regulatory region sequence-specific DNA binding; zinc ion binding; DNA-binding transcription factor activity, RNA polymerase II-specific.